AUGGACCCAGGAAAAAGGCCAAAGAAUGCGCUUGAUGUUGGGUGUGGGAUAGGAGGCACCACCAAGUACAUAGCAAGGAAAUAUGGAGCCAAAUGCAUAGGCAUCAACCUUAGUCCCAUCCAAAUCCAGAGGGCCAAUGCUCUUGCUGCAGCUGAAGGAUUAGCUGACAAGCCAUUUUCAGAUGGGCAGUUUGAUCUGGUUUUGUCAGUGGAGUGUGGAGAGUAUAUUCCUGACAAAAGAAAGUUUGCUGCUGAGUUGGCUACUCUGAAUGAGCUAGACCCAUUAACCAACAUGCUGAGUGGAAGUGUAGAGAAUUUGUCAUUUUCGCUUGAUAUUAAGGCAGCAGAUUGGACUCAAUAUAUUGCCCCAUUUCUUCCUUUAUUAUUUCGCUCGGCAUUGACAUGGAAGGGCCUGUCAUCUCUGCUGCCAUCUCUGCUGCGCGGUGGUAAGCUUAGCCUUCAUUGCUAG
Molecule: messenger RNA, 468 nt
Organism: Dovyalis caffra
Lineage: Eukaryota; Viridiplantae; Streptophyta; Magnoliopsida; Malpighiales; Salicaceae
Source: the annotation of a GenBank genome assembly